Messenger RNA from Myotis brandtii (Brandt's bat), 2818 nucleotides. RefSeq names its product SAM and SH3 domain containing 3 (gene SASH3). The transcript is spliced from 8 exons. The record is from RefSeq and is a predicted model, not a curated record. Bases 326 to 1468 code for a protein of 380 amino acids. Lineage: Eukaryota; Metazoa; Chordata; Mammalia; Chiroptera; Vespertilionidae. Gene Ontology annotation, biological process: positive regulation of B cell proliferation; positive regulation of adaptive immune response; positive regulation of immunoglobulin production. Gene Ontology annotation, molecular function: protein binding. Gene Ontology annotation, cellular component: nucleus; cytoplasm.
GUAGGGACUUUUCUCUGCUUGUUCAACCCAAGAGCCGUCUGCAUCAGAAUCUCUAGAGACUGAAGCUAGGACUUCCUUCCUCCCUAGGGGCCGACAGGGGCUGCGAUUGCUGUAAGAGCAGGUCACGUGGUAGGGUUUCCUGUAUGCUGCUGCUGCCGGGUGUCCAUGGCCCUCACCCGCAAGCAGCUACUGCAGCAGUCAGAGUGGCAGCCCGAGGUUCGGUCCAUGCUGUGCCCCCUGGACAGUGCUGGCAAGGCUGAGCAAGAGGCCACCACAUCUCGACGCCUAGGAGAGUAGGGAAGGAGUGUCAGCAGGGCAGAGGACCAUGUUGCGCCGCAAGCCAUCCAACGCCAGUGAGAAGGAGUCCACUCAGAAGAAAAAGCUCUCACUGCAGCGCUCCAGCAGUUUCAAAGAUUUUGCCAAAUCCAAACCCAGCUCCCCAGUGGUGAGCGAGAAGGAAUUUAAUCUGGAUGAUAAUAUUCCAGAAGAUGACUCAGGUGUCCCUACCCCAGAGGAUGCUGGGAAAAGUGGCAAAAAGCUGGGGAAGAAGUGGAGGGCUGUGAUUUCCCGAACCAUGAACAGGAAGAUGGGCAAGAUGAUGGUGAAGGCCCUGUCAGAGGAAAUGGCAGACACUCUGGAGGAGGGCUCAGCCUCCCCGACAUCUCCAGACUGCAGCCUGGACAGUCCUGGCCCUGAGAAGAUGGCACUGUCAUUUUCUGAGCAAGAAGAGCGUGAGCUGCCAGCACUCAGCCGCCAGACAUCCACUGGCAGUGAGCUCUGCAGUCCCAGCCCAGGCUCUGGCAGCUUUGGAGAGGAGCCACCUGCCCCCCAGUACACAGGGCCCUUCUGUGGCCGGGCCCGAGUCCACACCGACUUCACUCCCAGCCCCUAUGACCACGACUCACUGAAACUACAGAAAGGUGAUGUGAUCCAGAUCAUUGAAAAGCCGCCUGUGGGCACAUGGCUGGGCUUGCUCAAUGGCAGGCUGGGCUCUUUCAAGUUCAUCUACGUGGAUGUGUUGCCCGAGGAGGCUGUGGGGCCUGCCCGCCCCAGCCGCCGACAGAGCAAGGGCAAGAGGCCCAAGCCCAAAACUCUGCAUGAGCUGCUGGAGCGCAUUGGCCUGGAGGAGCACACGUCCACCCUGCUGCUCAAUGGCUACCAGACACUGGAGGACUUCAAAGAGCUGCGAGAAACACACCUCAAUGAGCUGAACAUCACAGACCCACAGCACCGGGCCAAGCUGCUCACUGCAGCCGAGCUGCUGCUGGACUACGACACCGGCAGCGAGGAGGCAGAAGAAGGUGGCGACAGCAGCCAGGAACCAGCAGUGCACACCCUGUCAGACCCCAAGGGGGACAUCCCACGUGACUCAGGCUGCUUCGAGGGCUCAGAGAGCGGGCGUGAUGAGGCAGAGCUGGUGGGCGCUGAGGAGCAGCUGCAGGGCCUCUCCUUGGCCGGGGCACCUUGAGCGCAGGUGGUGGCGGGCCAAGGCUGGGCCCGAGCAGCACAUUCAACAGGGAUGGGCCCGGCCUCCAGAGGUGGCCCGGGCUAGAGGACUGGCGCCUAGCCUGGCCCUGCUCCCCUCCCCUCCCCCCUUGGCACCGAGGACCGCAGCAGCUGUCCAGGGCCUGCAGGCUUGGCUGGAGUGGAUAAGGAGCUGCUGUGGACACACCACACCUGCCUGGCCCCCUCUCUCCACCAGCUACUGACAGUACAGCCCACUCUGGCCACGGCUACAGCAAGUGGGGCACCGAGGGGUCACCUCACUCAUGUCCCUCAGCAACAAAGCCUCCAAAUCCUCCUCACUCCCACAGCACCUUCCCCUGUCGCACUGUUUCUGAAAAGAGAACAAGUAUUUCAGGUCUGUCUCAGGGCCCUAAGGAAGUUGGCCAUUUAAAAGGACUCUAAUUGAUCACGGAGAAAUCCAGAUUGUCCCCAAUAAGGUUUGAAGAGAGCAACAUGUACCUUUCCUACUUUCCUUCUCCUUAACUUCCUGUGAGGUUUAGCCACUAAAUCACUAUGUGACUCGAAUCAAGUGCCUUCCCCAAUUUGGGUCUAGGACUGGCUGGCAUUAGAAUGGAUAGACGCUGAGGGCCUUGCCAACUCAGACAUUCUGUGACAAUAAAUGUCUGCUCUCCUGUUACCUGUGGCCCAAGAUACCAGUGGGGCUUACGAAGGAGGCUGGGGAACCUCAGGCUCCCAAAUGAAAUGCCUGCUCCUGCUCAUCAAUUCUAUACCUCCCCACAUAACUCAGGCCACGCUGCAACUUACUCCAGCUUAAAACAAUGCCCAUACCUUAUAGAGUGUGCACUCUCCCUUUCCACUCCUGGCCCCCUCCAAUGACACUUCUCUCAAGGGUGAUGGCAGAUGGCCAGACCUGGCUUCCAAAGAUAAAAUGGUCCCUCAGAAGCCAGAUGCAGGUGCCGGCCCUGACUUGGCCUCUUGUGUGGGUCCUUACAAGCCAGGAAAGCACAAACUUGACGUUGGGGAAUCCAUUACCCCACUUUGCUUGUUAAAGGUUUUGAUGUGCCCUGAGCUCCUAAAGGGGAGGGAUAAUAUCUACUGGUGGGGGGGGGGGCUCCCUUGACCCCAGUACCGAAUCUGUGCUCUGCAUUCCAGAGUAACCCUUCCCCAGUGCUAAACUGGCUCAGGGACAAACAGUGCCUACUAUAUCUAGGACUGCUGGCUUAAUGGACACACUUCUGAACCUACUACCAGGAACUUUGGUAAAGCUAGCUUGUGCGGGGAAGGGAUUAAUGUAAAUAUGAGGGGGGUGAGGGGAGAUAGGUUGGCAACAAUAAACAUAAGUAGAAUGAAA